AAUGUUAGGAUAGAUAGCUCAUAUAUUCAUAUUUAUAUAUAUUUAUUUGCUGGAAUUUUUCGGAAAAACCUAUAAAAAAUGGCCUAUAUAUUUUAGCAGCAUUGGAUUCAAAGAACAGAGAGCCCGGAGGAUCAUUGUAAGGUGUUCAUUCCUCUCGAGGGUUUUAUACUCAACCAGUUACAAAUGGCUACAAUACCUGCUGCUUCCCUGCUAUCUUUAUCUACCCUAUGCCCCAGAGAAUGGAAUUCCUUGAAAACAUCAUCAUUUGUACCAAGGUGGGCUAAUAACAACUGCCUGAAACAGGUUGUUUUGAAGCAAUCUGGGAAAAAAUAUCCUUCUUGGGCACGAGCUAGCCAAAUUACAGGAAGUGCGGCUAUUACUGCUGAGAAAUUGAACCAAGAGAUUGGUUGCUUGGGAGUGAAAGCAGAAGAGGGAGAAGGAAAGCUUACAAAAGUUGUUCUCAAAUCUGAUGGUGGUAGUGAAGUAGAGAUAUAUUUGUUUGGAGGAUGUAUCAGUUCGUGGAAGAUUCCUGAAGGAAAAGAUCUUCUUUUUGUGCGACCGGAUGCUGUUUUCAAUGGACAAAAGCCAAUCAGCGGAGGCAUCCCACAUUGUUUUCCUCAAUUUGGGCCAGGCCCUAUGCAGCAGCAUGGCUUUGCACGGAAUAUGACAUGGUCAGUUGCCUCAUCUUCCAAUUCAGAAGGAAAUCCAACGGUAACUUUAGAGUUGAAAGACAAUGCCUAUACUCAUUCCAUGUGGGAUUUCAAAUUUUUGGCAACAUAUAAGGUCACAGUCGAUUCUGAUAAACUCUCAACGGAAUUGAUCAUUAAAAAUACGGACAAUAAGGCAUUUUCUUUCACUGCUGCACUGCAUACGUACUUCCGUGCAUCUGUCACAGGUGCAUUAGUUAAGGGACUUAAAGGUUGCAAGACUUUAAGCAAGUUUCCAGAUCCACAAAAUCCCGUUGAGGGUGUGGAGGAAAGGGAAAUUGUAAAUUUCCCAGGAUUUGUGGAUUGUAUUUAUCUUGAUGCACCAAACAAGCUGCGGCUUGAGAAUGGACUCGGCAAUGCCAUAUCUAUUGAAAACAAAAACUGGGGAGAUGCUGUACUGUGGAAUCCUCAUUUGCAAAUGGAAGCUUGUUACAAAGAUUUUGUGUGUGUUGAAAAUGCCAAGAUCGGAAAGGUGGAACUAGAGCCUGGACAGACAUGGUCUGGACUGCAAUAUCUGACUGCCAGCUGAUUGGAGCUCAUGGUCAAGUGUUUCUAAAGGUUGAUUUUGGAAAAUUUACGACAAACAAGUUGAUUUCAUGCCUUUAUUUUCUUGAAAAGGCUUGCAGUUGAGUCAGAAGUUAUCAUAUACAUGAUAUUCCAUGCUAUUGUUACUCUUAUGAGAUUGCAAUAAGUUCAUUCCUCUCCAAUUCUGCUGGAUAAAUGGACAAAGGAAAACUAAGCUCUUGCGAAGCAUUGAAAUAUCAAAUCUGAAUUUAUUGGAUGGCCACAACUUGCUUUCAGUACUA
Messenger RNA from Cryptomeria japonica (Japanese cedar), 1513 nucleotides. Its product is annotated as putative glucose-6-phosphate 1-epimerase. Gene Ontology annotation, biological process: carbohydrate metabolic process. Lineage: Eukaryota; Viridiplantae; Streptophyta; Pinopsida; Cupressales; Cupressaceae. The coding region runs from base 184 to 1236 and encodes 350 amino acids. The record is from RefSeq and is a predicted model, not a curated record. The transcript is spliced from 10 exons. Gene Ontology annotation, molecular function: carbohydrate binding; isomerase activity.